Molecule: messenger RNA, 5739 nt
Organism: Rotaria socialis
Lineage: Eukaryota; Metazoa; Rotifera; Eurotatoria; Philodinida; Philodinidae
Source: the annotation of a GenBank genome assembly
AUGUUUAGUCCACUGCAAUAUUCAUAUGCGGCGGAUGAUGAAUAUGAUACGCUCCCACCAUUGCCGCCGCAAAUGAAAGUGCCACCAAAAAAAGCUGCACAUUUACUUGAUAUACCUACGGGUAACAAUGCAUGGAGUACAGUAUUACAACAAGCAGAAAUUCGAAGACGAAAACGACGACAAACAACACCUGAACAUCCCGGCCGAGCAUUAUUUUGUUUAUCACUUGACAACAAAUUAAGACGAAAUGUUAUUAAAUUAGUUGAAUGGAAACCUUUUGAAUAUUUGGUGCUUCUUACUAUUUUUUGUAAUUGUGGUGCAUUGGCUCUUAGCAAACCAUUACCUAAUAAUGAUACGACACCGACGAAUUCAAUACUUGAGCAAAUCGAGUAUAUUUUUUUGGCCAUAUUCACUCUUGAAAGUAUUCUAAAAAUCAUUGCUUAUGGCCUAUGUCUUCAUCCAAAUGCAUAUCUAAGAAAUGGAUGGAAUUUACUCGAUUUCGUCAUUGUUGUUGUCGGAUUUCUGAGCGUUGUUUUGGUUCAAUAUAACGUACAAGGAUUUGAUGUCAAAUCUUUGCGAGCAUUUCGCGUUAUCCGACCGUUAAAACUUGUCAAUGGCGUACCGAGUCUACAAAUUGUGUUGAAUUCAAUCCUACGUGCCAUGUUACCUUUAUUACAUAUUGCUCUACUAGUACUUUUUGUCAUUACAAUCUAUGCCAUAAUUGGCUUGGAAUUAUUUUGUGGAAAAAUGCAUAUGACUUGCUACUAUAAUGGGACAUCUCUAAUGCCACGGUUGGAUGAAAUUCGACCAUGUGGUGAGAAAGGUCGAAAAUGUCCUGAAGGUCAAGAAUGUAAAGAUGUCGGCUGGGAAGGGCCUUGGUUUGGAAUAAUUAAUUUUGAUAAUUUUGGUUUGGCUAUGUUGACCGUAUUUCAAUGUAUAACCAUGGAAGGAUGGACAUCAAUUUUAUAUCGAAUGAACGAUGCCAUCGGACGUGAAUGGGCAUGGAUCUAUUUUGUAUCAUUGAUAAUAAUUGGUUCUUUUUUUGUUAUGAAUCUUGUUUUGGGUGUUCUAAGCGGUGAAUUUUCUAAAGAAAGAGAAAAAGCUAAACAAAGAGGUGACUUUCAAAAAUUGAGAGAAAUUCAAUUAAUUGACGAAUCAUUUCGAAAUUAUAUGGCAUGGAUUCGUAAAGCUGAAAUUGGAAAUGAUACCAAUGAUGGUACACAACAUGAUGCUAAUCUUGAUGCAUCCGGUGAAGCAGUUCAAAAAGAAAACAAAUUAGAAACACAUUGUAGUUGGCUUUGUGCGAAAUUACGAUAUAUUCGAACUUUUCAUGCCUAUAGUCGACGACGUAUUCAUACAAUGGUUAAAUCACAAACAUUUUACUGGAUUGUCAUUGUUCUUGUAUUGAUGAAUACAGUUGUACUCGCAAGUGAAUAUUAUGGACAGCCAGAAUGGUUAACAUAUACUCAAGAAAUAGCCAAUCGAAUCUUUGUCAUAUUAUUUUCAUUUGAAAUGCUUCUUAAAAUGUAUUCGCUUGGUGUGACUGGCUAUUUCGUGUCGAAUUUCAACCGUUUCGAUUGUUUCGUUGUUAUUGCAUCAAUUAUUGAAUUUGUUCUUAUUUAUCAAGAUUUAAUGCCACCAUUGGGUAUAUCUGUGCUCCGUUGUGUCCGUCUACUGCGUGUAUUUAAAGUUACACGCUAUUGGACUGCGCUGAGGAAUUUAGUUGCAUCGUUACUUAAUUCAAUGAAAUCUAUUGCAUCUUUACUUUUGCUAUUAUUUUUGUUCAUUGUCAUAUUUGCUCUAUUGGGCAUGCAAAUGUUCGGAGGAAAAUUCGACCGAAUAUUUGAAGUUGAAGAAAAACCAAGAAAUAAUUUCGAUUCAUUUUGGAGUGCAUUAAUUACUGUAUUUCAAAUUCUAACAGGCGAAGAUUGGAAUGAAGUUUUAUACACGGGUAUACGAGCACUCGGCGGUCUCGGGCUUGUUGGUACUGUCGUAUGUGUAUAUUUCAUUGUUCUAUUCAUUUGUGGUAAUUAUAUAUUACUGAACGUCUUCUUGGCUAUCGCUGUUGAUAACUUGGCUGAUGCUGAAAAUUUAACUGCCGCUGAAGAAGAAGAACAAAAGAAACGUGAAGAAGAAAAAUUAGAUGACAAAUCACGUAAAGAUGCCGAUGGCAAUGUAUUAGAUAAUGGUGAAAGUGAGAAACCAGAACAAGGCGAUAAUGAAGUCGGUGCAAAUCUUAAUGGAGAUGAAACCGGCGAACAAGAUGAAGAAGAACGAGUCACAGCAAGACCUCGCCGUUUAUCUGAAUUAAAUAUUGUCGAAAAAGUAAAACCAAUUCCACCCUACUCAUCAUUGUUUAUAUUUCAACAUACCAACAAAUUUCGAAUAUUUUGCCAUCGUGUUUGUAAUCAUCGUGCAUUUGGAUACAUCAUACUUGUUUGUAUUUUACUUUCGAGUAUUUCGCUUGGUGCCGAGGAUCCUGUUGAUUCAGAUUCAGUUCGAAAUAAGAUUCUCAAUACGGCUGAUUAUUUUUUUACAGCUGUUUUUACUGUUGAAAUUUGCUUAAAAGUUAUAUCCUAUGGCUUACUCUUUCACCCAGGUGCAUUUUGUCGAAAUCGUUUUAACAUUCUUGAUAUUGUUGUCGUGGCUGUCUCAUUAACAUCUAUGGUUAUUAAAGAUCGUGCAAUAUCAGUAGUGAAAAUUCUUCGAGUACUUCGUGUACUUCGUCCAUUACGUGCUAUUAAUCGUGCAAAAGGUCUUAAACAUGUUGUGCAAUGUGUUGUUGUUGCAAUAAAAACUAUCGGAAAUAUUAUGUUAGUUACUUUUCUGUUACAAUUUAUGUUUGCUUGUAUGGGUGUACAAUUAUUUAAAGGAACGUUUUACUCUUGUAAUGACAAAUCGAUGACAAAUAAAGAUGAUUGCAGAGGAUUCUAUCUAAAGAUCGAUGACGAUCACAUUUAUAAAGAAUCUAGAGAAUGGGCAAAUUCGAAAUUUCAUUUUGAUAAUGUUCCGCAAGCUUUAUUGACUCUAUUUACGGUAGCAACAUUUGAAGGAUGGCCAACUUUACUGCAUACUGCCAUUGAUUCAAAAGGUGAAGGUGAAGGCCCAGUUUAUAAUUACCGACCAUUUGUUGCUCCGUUUUUUAUUACAUUUAUUAUUGUCAUUGCAUUUUUCAUGGUGAACAUUUUCGUCGGUUUCGUCAUAGUCACAUUUCAAAAUGAAGGUGAACAAGAAUAUCGUAAUUGUGAAUUGGAUAAAAAUCAGCGCAAAUGUAUUGAAUUUGCUCUAAAAGCAAAACCAAUAAAACGUUACAUACCUGUGAAGAAAAGUCAGCUGAAAGUCUGGUGGUUUGUUACAUCUCCGCCAUUUGAAUAUGCAAUCUUUUCAUUGAUUAUGAUUAAUACAGUUGUACUUGCGAUGAAAUUUCAUAAUCAACCUGAUAGUUAUUCGAAAGCAUUGGAUUACUUAAAUAUUGUAUUUACAGCUAUUUUCGGUCUGGAAUUCAUACUUAAAAUGGCUGCAUUUCAUGUUAAGAAUUACUUCAGUGAUCCAUCAAAUUGUUGUGAUUUUAUUAUUGUUGUUGGUAGUGUCAUUGAUAUUAUCUAUACUGAUAUUAUAGCGCCUGGUACUAAUGUCAUCAGUAUUAACUUUUUUCGUCUAUUUCGUGUUAUGCGUUUGGUGAAAAUUCUAAGCCGUGGCGAAGGUAUUCGCACACUACUUUGGACAUUUAUAAAAUCAUUUCAAGCUUUGCCUUAUGUUGCUUUACUCAUUGCUAUGCUGUUCUUUAUCUAUGCUGUUAUUGGAAUGCAGAUGUUUGGUAAAAUCGCUUUGGAUGAAGAAACAUCCAUCAAUUACAAUAACAAUUUUCAAACAUUUUUUAAUUCAUUGCUUGUACUCUUCCGAUCGGCGACAGGAGAGGCCUGGCAAGAAAUUAUGUUUGACUGUGGGCCCAGCGGAGGUGCAAAAUGCGAUAGUCGAUCACGAUCUAAGAAAGAUGAAAGUUGUGGAAGUUAUUUUGCAAUUCCAUAUUUCUUAUCUUUCUAUAUACUCUGUUCAUUUUUAAUUAUCAACUUAUUCGUAGCUGUUAUUAUGGAUAAUUUUGAUUAUUUAACUCGUGAUUGGUCUAUUCUUGGACCUCAUCAUCUCGAUGAAUUUGUUCGUCUAUGGUCUGAGUAUGAUCCAGAAGCCAAAGGACGUAUCAAGCAUCUCGAUGUAAUAACGUUGUUGAGGAAAAUUUCACCACCACUCGGUUUUGGCAAACUAUGUCCUCAUAGAGUGGCUUGCAAGAGGCUGGUAUCGAUGAAUAUGCCAUUGAAUCAAGAUGGUACUGUGAUGUUCAAUGCAACACUAUUCGCUCUAAUACGAACAUCAUUGAAAAUCAAAACCGAAGGAAAUAUAGAUCAAGCUAAUGAAGAAUUACGAGCUGUCAUACGUAAAAUAUGGAAGCGGACACCGCAAAAACUACUUGAUCAGAUAAUACCACCGCCAGGUUCUGAAGAUGAUGUGACAGUUGGAAAAUUUUAUGCAACAUUUCUCAUACAAGAUUACUUUCGUCGAUUUAAAAAACGUAAAGAACAAGCCGCUAAACAAGUCCAACUUGGUUUUGCUGGUGCAAGCAAAAAUUCAGUUGCACUACAAGCUGGUCUACGACAAUUACACGAUUUGGGACCUGAAAUACGACGUGCUAUAUCAGGUGAUCUAGAUGAUGAAGAAACAUUCAAUCGAUUUUGGCGCGAAGAAGAACCACAACAUCGUCGAGAACAUUCAUUAUUUGGCACAAUGAUCGAUGCAUUUGCACGUGCUAUGCGUAAGCCACAACAAGUGCUAGGUUAUGCGCCUGGUUUAACACCUUCCUCGUCGCAGCCGCCACCUGGUACUCGUAUUAGACGUGAACCUGAUGGGCCGGUGUCAUUAAAAUUAGAUGCAGAUACUAAUCUACAUGUACCCUCACCAUUUCGCGUUGGAGCUAUUACAGCAGAUCGACGUGGUAUCGAGCCUGAUACUUAUGUAUUUCAAGUACCGGAACAUGAAGAAAGUCCACUAGGGCCAUUAACAUUAACUAGUCGUCGAGGAAAUCUUCGAGAAGAGGGUAGUUUGCGUUCUCGUGAUCCCACUGAUUCAUCCUAUGUGAAUAAUCAUCAAGCCAGUUUUCAUCGACGAUCUAUAUUAGCACGUAUAUUUGCUGCACGCAAAAAUGAUAGUCAAGAAACAGCACUAGUCAAACCUUCCACAAGUACCGAAGAAUCAAAUCAUCCACGAACAGCGACUGCAAAUCGUUCAUUGAUUGUUGAAAACGGUGAUACAAUACGCACACGGACAAUCAAUCAAACUGGAUCCCAAUACCCACAUCCCGGCACAUCUAUUACCCACCAACAUCCACCAGUAGCAUCCACACAUAUGUAUAAUACAAAUCAUGAAUAUCAAGAUCAAACAAGAACACGACCUUACGGGAUGCAAUUAAGAACUAGGGGUGAAGUAGAAGAUUUAGUGAAUGCCUGUCUUGAUACAUCGGGCAUUGAUCGUCGCUAUAGCGCAUUAAUAUUAGAAGAAUUACGUGAUUGUACAAAUUUAACUCAUGAUCAAUUGCGACAAGCUGCACAUGAAAUAACUGCACAUAUUGGCUCAAAUUCUCCUCAAUAUGCAUCAUUUACAUCAUCAGUAUAUGAUUCAGCUGCAACAAAUGUACCUUCAUCAGAUGAACGUCUAUAUGAUUCAUCUAAUUAUUAUAAAAAAGUGUGA